CUUGUGUAUAAUCUACGCCAGUCUCCUUCGGAUCGCUAGCUUGUCGUGACGUUAUUGUGCGCGGGAGUUUCAAAAAAAUCAUUAAAUCGUUUUUUUUCCUGAUAUAAAACAACAAGAUGAAGACUCUCCGGCUGGUUUGCUUUCUGAUGCUGCUCUGCUAUGUCGUGGCGAAGAAGAAAACCGAAGACCAUAAGGUCAAAAUAGCGGUCUAUUACGAAUCCCUUUGUCCUGACAGCAAGAAGUUUAUAACGACGCAACUGGCUCCCGUCUGGAGGGACUUCAGAGGACUUGUCAAAGUCAAAAUGGUCCCGUAUGGGAAGAGCACGCACGACAAGGUGGAUGGGAAAUGGUCAUUCAUCUGCCACCACGGCGCUGACGAGUGCUACGGCAACAAGGUGCAAGCCUGCGUCCUGAAGGACCGCAACCUCCAGGACACGGAGAAGAUGGAGAUUGUAAUAUGCCUCAUGAACCAGACCAGCCCCGACAAGUCUUUGGACACGUGCUUAACUCAAGUGGACAAGAUGUCGGAGUCGGGUAAACUGAAAAGAUGCGCAUCCAGUGAACAAGGAGACAAUCUGCUCGCGUCGUACGGUGAUAAAACGGAUGCUGUGAUGAGACCUCUCGCGUUCGUGCCCACCGUUAUUAUUAACGAGAAAUACGACAAAGAUGUCGAAACUCAAGCCUUCGAGAACUUGAAGGCGGUUGUGUGCCGCGUUGCGACCCCGCAGCCCUCGAUCUGCUCGUAAAAUGAAUAGCAUUAAGGCUGAUUUUACACAUUCAACAUUUCUUCACGUACAAAACAAAACAGUACUACGCAGAGAUUUUGUAUCAACAUAUCAAUAAAAUAUAUAAUUUUCUAA
This is a messenger RNA of Bombyx mandarina (wild silkworm), 860 nucleotides long. RefSeq names its product GILT-like protein 1. NCBI's taxonomy places the organism in Eukaryota, Metazoa, Arthropoda, Insecta, Lepidoptera, Bombycidae. The record is from RefSeq and is a predicted model, not a curated record.